UCUUUUUGGAGUUCUAUUCGAAAAGGGUUUUGUAUUUCGAUGAAUUCCUUCAUGGAUUUUGAUUUCUUGUUCUACUUUUUGCAUUUUGCUGCGCGAUUUUUUUCGAUCUUUAAAGAGGAAGUUUCAGUAACAUCUCUGUUCAUCUCCAUUGAUUCUAUCCGUCAAGCUUGAUUGUGGGAGCUUCGUGGAGUAUGGCCUGCAAUCUUCUCUCCUGUUGGGUUUGGCCAGGAAAAGGUCACGAGGCUCCCAAUGCAACUCCUGGUUCUUCUUCUGAUUCGCGCAUGGGGUUUAGGGAGCCGGAUCAUCUGCAAUUUGCAGCGGUAAAUGGGCGACGAAUCAAGAGGAAGUGGCAUAUUCUGGAGGAGCGGCAAAUAGAUAGGGAGUACGAUGUAGUCCUGGUGCCCUCAGAUGGAGGAUGCGUAUCGUGUUGCCAAUCUGAUGAGUCGGAUUGGUCCAUUGGCUGGUUGGAACCUCACGCCCCCGAAUUCCAGACUGAGAGAGAGACCGAAAACAGCUUCGCUGUCUUGGUCCCAUGCUAUGGACGUGGUCGCUACGAGCAGGUGGACAGCUCCAAGAAGCAUGUUUUGGGUGCUGUUGAUCUCCUGGAUGAGGAUUAUUCUGUGGCUUGCAGAACACUUCUCAGUAUGAAACAACUUUACAGUGGCCUGCAGAACACUUAUCAGCAUGAAACAAGUUGCUGACAGCUAGAGCUUGAUGUGUUUAUUAUAUUGUUCACCACAUCAAGAUCUUGGUGCUUCAGGCAAAGAACAAGGAAAAAAGAUGUUGAUUAAAGCAGAGCAAGAAAGGAGCUGUGGGAUGUUUGUGAAUACUCGGAGCAAAUCAUUCCUUGCAAGUUGCAAGAAAAGCAAGAGUGAAGGAAGCAGCAAAGAUAUGCAUCCGUAACAAAGAUUCAAAUCGAUUUGGGAACACUAAAGUUUGGCAAUAUGUGUUUAUUCUGUGUCUCCUUGCUUCCUGCCUUACAGCAAGAACUUCGCCAGCAUCAGACUCGGCCAUUGGGUGUAAAUAUAAUUCUUUUGUGUGUAUAUAUAUAUGGUAUCAUUUUUUGCUGUGAAUAUAUAUAUGUAUAUGUAACUAUGGAAUCCUUUUUUCGAUUUUUUUUCUGUAAAUAUUGUGGUUCAGGAAGGUUAGAACCCUUAUGGCCAA
This is a messenger RNA of Musa acuminata subsp. malaccensis (wild Malaysian banana), 1164 nucleotides long. The record is from RefSeq and is a predicted model, not a curated record. Lineage: Eukaryota; Viridiplantae; Streptophyta; Magnoliopsida; Zingiberales; Musaceae.